Molecule: messenger RNA, 753 nt
Organism: Penicillium cinerascens
Lineage: Eukaryota; Fungi; Ascomycota; Eurotiomycetes; Eurotiales; Aspergillaceae
Exons: 2
Coding region: 1-753 (250 amino acids)
Source: RefSeq, a predicted model, not a curated record
AUGCAUGGACCCGAUCUCUCGCGCAAAGAGAUGAAGGAGCAGGCCGAUCGAAUCGGAAAGACCCUCGUCAGAUGGGCCAGUGAAGCCUCCAAUGGCCCCUUCGAGCCCGAACUCAACAUUCGCAGCCCAUGCGAGAAUUAUCUGCUGACUCCGAUGGGGCUGCUUCGCGACGCUCUCCUUCCGUUCCGGAAGUUCGACGAGGUACUGAUUCCCAUCGACAACCAGGCUGCUCGGGGCAUUCGUCAUCUGGAGCCCAGUCGCGCGCAAUUCCUGACGACCCUCGUCACCCAGAGCGUGACUCAGGUGUCAGUGCUGGCAUAUGCUAAAGCACUUCUGGCGCCAGAUCUGCCCCGGACCGACACCGGCGGUUAUAGUUUCCAGUACGAGCAUGGCUCCAUCUUGCCGGCCGUCCUGAGCGGCGAAGGGACCCCUUUCCACUUGUUGGAGUACGUCCCCGCCAAGUUCGAUCCAUCCCAGAAGAACAUCCUGUUCGACUACGAAUUCUCAGACUACUAUACUACCCCGCGUCCUGAGAUUCCCGCUGGCUCCGAGGUGCAAGUCGAAGAUCUGCGGAAGUUUCCCUCGGAGUCCGCAUAUCCUGUGGUUCAGAAUGCCAGUCUGGGCCUGGUGCCAUCAACCGAGUCCAUUGCAGAGACCGCAGCGAAACCCCGUAUCCAUCGCGUCGGAGGAGUUGUGACUAUCGGUAUUUUGAGUGUAGUUAUCCCAGUCCAUGAUGCUAGGAAUGAACGAUGA